AAAGUGUAAUUUACUCAUCGGCUUAAACGUAAUUUAAUAUGUACAAUAAGAAACAAAUAUUUUCCAUAACGCGAGAAUUUUUCUCCUUCUCUCUGUUCAUUUCCCCCAUCGAUAAUCACUGGCGCAAAUCGCCAAGGUUUGGCUUCAGAAAUCUCACCCUCUCUUCACUCUAUACUUGGCUUUUUACAGUCGUAGGCUUCAAGCAUCAUUUGAGGUUUUUUAGGAGGAGUGGAAAUGUCAAAGUCUUGCAAGGGACUUGCAAUGGAACUGGUCAAGUGUCUCAGUGAAUCUGAUUGUAUUAAGAUUGAGAAUCGAUCAUAUAAAGACUGUGCAGGAGAGAAGAGCCCUUCCAUACCAAGUGAGUGUGUGGGACUUAGAGAAACUUAUUUCAAUUGCAAGAGAGGCCAGGUUGACAUGAGAGCUAGAAUCCGAGGAAACAAGGGUUAUUAAGUUCAUGGGAAUGCUUGAAUGGACCCUUCCUGCAGGUUGGAACCUGGAUAAAGAAGAUGAUUGCUUUACCUUUACCUUGCUCAUAGCAGUAGAAACACACCUUACCUUGUACCCAAGGGAUUUUGUUGCCUAGAUGAUUGCUGGAUAAUGAUCAUGUAGCCCCCUUUUCAUUUCUUUUUGGGUUUGCCUUUCUUCCAAGUUCUUACUGACGACUGAGACUUGUAUAAUGAGAAUAUUAAAUAUUUUUUUCUUUUUAGAAGAAUAUCAUUGCUUGGACA
Populus trichocarpa (black cottonwood) is the source of this 728-nucleotide messenger RNA. RefSeq lists its product as uncharacterized. Gene Ontology annotation, cellular component: mitochondrion. Lineage: Eukaryota; Viridiplantae; Streptophyta; Magnoliopsida; Malpighiales; Salicaceae. The record is from RefSeq and is a predicted model, not a curated record. The coding region runs from base 235 to 450 and encodes 71 amino acids. The transcript is spliced from 4 exons. Gene Ontology annotation, biological process: mitochondrial respiratory chain complex IV assembly.